UGUUUACAAAGAGCACGUGUAAUGUGUCGAAAAUAAUGUUGCAUUAUAUUGUAUAAUCAUGAAAAUAAUGUAAUGUCAUUCGAUUGAUUAUAUAUGGCGAAUCAUUUGUCAAUACCUGCACCAAGAUCAGCCUUAUCUCCAUCAGUGAAAAAACUUAUUUGUUUACCAAAUGACAAGUCUGAAACGCAAGUAGUGCAAGUAGCUGGUGAUGUUCUUACAACGGCGGGAACUAUUAAUUUCAGAUAUCUUCAACACAUGCUUCCUCAAUCACCAGAUCAGACAGCAGAGUAUUUUCUGAAUGCAACUCAGGCUCUUUCAUCAAUUUGCACACUCUGUCAAACUCAUCUGUAUUCAUACAGCCUUGAUGAUUUUAUAAAUCAUUAUUCUCAUUUUCUUACCUGGACAGGGAAUAUAAAGUUGUUUGAAGACUGCUUUAAACUGCUUGUGAGUGAGUCACCAAGUGAAGAUGUGCUGGGAUUACUUCUGGUGACAAGUGGACUGGAAAGAGCUUUGGGAGAUGUAUUUCUUCUCCGAGGUCGGCAGUGUCCAUCUAUGCUCAAAGACUUACUUGUAACUCAACAACUUCUAGAUAUUUUCGGCCCAGUUGUUAUUCAAACACUGAGGGUUCUGAUUGGUCUUCCUAUAUCACUGAAUCUACGCAAUUUGGUGUGGCAUGGUUUUCCUACACCAGGAGAAAUACCACCAAGGUUUGCAUGUUUCCUCCUCCUGCUUGUGCCCAGCCUGGGAGAAGUUCUACAACAAGGAGCAAUUGAAGCCCGGAAUAUAACCCACAGACCUGCUGUCAGUUUUCAUCAGACUGUCCAACUACAGGAACAGUUUCCUUCUUUUAUCUCAUCUCAGAGAGAAAUUGAUGAGGUUUUCUUCAAGUCUGAUUUUGUACAAGAUGACUUUAUUCCAAUUUGGAAAAAAGCCUUGCAACUUUAUGAAAUUGGAAGUUUUGGCUUCUGUCUGGUGCUCUUGAUGCCUCAGUUAGAACAUGCCUUGCGGAGAGUGUUUGCUGCAGUUAAUGGAUGUCCUGAACGAGUUCUCACUGCUGAGUCAUCCACACUGUAUACUACGUUUGAUGAGAUUUUAGAUAAAUUUUUACCAUCAGGGGAAGAAAACAAAAUGGCUUUAUUAGUUGGUGAACCAUGCAUGGAUUUGUUAUUUGAUCUCUUGGUUUAUCCUGAUGGACCUCGGGUGAGAGAUCGACUGAGUCAUGGUGAGGUCAAUUUAUACAGUGUUCCUGCCUCACUGGUCCACCCGGUUGUAUAUCUGUCUCUGUUUCUUUGUCACAAGUUCAUCAAAGAUAGUAACCAGAACCCUGUUACAAAUACUGCUGUGUCAAAGAUCUCAUCAUAUCAUUCGUUGUUUCAUCCAAUUGCUGUACUAAAACAACAGGUAACCAGAUUGUUGGAAUUUUCAGCUGCUUCUAGUCCAUGGAUUACAAGUACCCCACAACUCAUGGAUAAAUGGAUUACUAAAGCUGGCUGUGAUAGUUGUUUUGAAGAUAAUGAAAUUUAUAUUCAUAUAAAAAUGAGUGCCUUAGAUGUUGUGAAAGAACUAGUCAAACAGUUUGAUUUUGGUUGUUCUUUUACUGAUUUAACUAAAACAAUGUUGUCUCCAUUUACGGCUGACAUCAGUUUUAUUUUCAAAAUACUGGAACAGAAAACAUCAACUUUGUACAGGGGACAACAGGUGUCUCCAUCUGACGAGGUGAUCCGAGAGACUGUGAUUGUUAGUCUACUACAACGCAUCACAGCCGAAUGUCACGAGGUCGUGGCUCAGACGAGUCGUACUCUGAUUUCUCGUCAAAAACAACUUCAGAACAAACAGCUGCGAUCACGACAGCGAGACAACUUACAGAAAUUGAUUGAUAGUAUUCCCUCCCUGUAUCUGAUGCACCAGUUAAAUAUCUUGCUGGUUACCUUUCAUAUCAGUUGCCUGGAUAAUAUGACCGCUGCAAAUCAGGAUACACUUAAAAAAGUUCAAAGGUUUCUGAAGAUGUAUUUAAAGUUUUGUGAGAAUGAGAGGACAAACACUUCUCCAGAACGAAACAAAUGGAAGGAAUGUUUGGAUCUUUUCAUGCAGUUUUUGCCCAAAUUGAAAACAUACUGCAUGGAAUGUCAACUUGUACCUUAGGUUUUCAUUCACUUGACACAGAUGUACAGAUUAAUAAAUAAUAUGAAGAACACAAACCUAAUAAAAUGGAUAAUCUGUGGUGGCUACAGUAAACAUAAAAAAAUGCAUACAAAAUUCUUUCUUCUCACAAAAAAUUGGAAAAGUAAUAAUAAUUACUUGUUUUAUAGGUUUUCAUUGUGAAUAUUUCUGUAAUUUGUUCAAAAUAAAUACCCUAUAAGCCUUGAUCCUCGCUAGAUCACUUUUGUAACAUACUACAGCAUAUUACAUCAUGAAGAAUGCUUUAAUAAAACAAAAAUAUAAUACAAAAAAAAUGCUUCUGUUACUUAAUAAUAUUAAAUUUCUAUGGAAUAAUAAUUCCUUUGUCAGACUGAUAAAUGCAUUUGAUAUUCCUGACCUGCAGGUUUAUUUAAUAAGAGAAAUAGUUUCUUUUUAGCACAACAUUAAAAUGAAAAUGUAAUCGUACGUCAUGAGUUACAUUAUACGUCAAUGGAUGCCUCUAAAUCAUUACUUCCGUCAUCAUCAGUGUUGACACAGACGACUGUCUGUUAAAACAAUACGACCUUGAAAGAGUCUACAGCUAUGGAUUUCUUCUAUCUGUUAACACCAAAAUCGUUGCAAUUUUUCUUUCACACGGCUAUUAUCUAUCUGCCUCUUUAAUUUGUCGCUCCAUAAACAAAGAAAACAAACUGAUUAUUUGAUAUCCAGGAAGACAUUCAAGCAAUGGAGGACGUAGAAAUUCUUUACUUCCCAGUUCUGCAACCUUGAAUAAAAAAUUCAUGAAAUCAGUGUGUCAAUGGAACAUUGUUAGAGACUGGCUCAAAAUCAAUGACUUCACCAUCCUUGUCGUCAUUUUUUCUUGAGGAAAACAUUCUUCUCGUUUAACUGAGAUCAAAGCCUGUAAACGAUGUGCAUAAUAUUUUAAUUUAUUAUCAGUUGAUAUGAUAAAUAUUUAGUUGUGUAAUGUUAAUAAAUGUUUUCAAAAGGUUAAAAAAAAACUAUAGAGAAUUAAGAAUGAUGUUCAGUGCAAUUCAUUUUCACUUGUACAUUGUGUAUCUAAAUUAGCAAAUGUGAUUGUAUCAUUGAAUAUCAUUAAAGUUCCAAAGUGACUUAACUCUGGUCUGCAAAUGUCAAAUAUAAAAAUGCAUUGUUAAUUAAUAAAUUCUGAAAUUUUUAUUAAAGAUAUAAAUUUGGGUUAUUCUGGUAACAAAAUUUAAUUUGUCUUAUUCUAGUAACCAAAUUCAAUUUGUCUAGCCAAAAUAAAGUUAAAUAAAAGCCUU
This is a messenger RNA of Gigantopelta aegis, 3419 nucleotides long. Its product is annotated as endoplasmic reticulum membrane-associated RNA degradation protein-like. The record is from RefSeq and is a predicted model, not a curated record. The transcript has 18 exons. Bases 94 to 2142 code for a protein of 682 amino acids. Lineage: Eukaryota; Metazoa; Mollusca; Gastropoda; Neomphalida; Peltospiridae.